Molecule: messenger RNA, 669 nt
Organism: Durusdinium trenchii
Lineage: Eukaryota; Dinophyceae; Suessiales; Symbiodiniaceae
Source: the annotation of a GenBank genome assembly
AUGUCCUUAGAUGGAGACUUCUCCAGCGUCAAGGGCUUGGAUGGUCUGAGUGCCAUUCCGGUCUAUCCCCUCAUGCUUUACGUCAGUGUGCAGAAUUCGCUGGCGAGCAUGAGCGCAUUGAAGCAGAUUCAGAAGUGCGUCGGCCAGCGGCCCAACAAGCUGUGGUCCUGCACUGAGAAGCUCUUCAGAGAUGCUUGGAUCCAGGAGCAUGACAAAGGCAUCAAGAAGAUUCAAGAGAGCUCCGGUGAUGCGCGCAAGGCAGCACUGGCAGCGGUCGUGAACUGCCGGCGAUGGAAGGGCAACCCAGGUGAGUUCAUUUUGCAGCCCUUCCCGGGUGAGCUGCCUCCGACUCAUACUGCGGAUUUCUUUUGGACCUUGGCAGAUGAUUGGAUGGCGACAGGCUUCGAUGAGCUCUUGGUGAAGAUGGUCAGUUCGAAUCCUCAAGAACGCCCCAGGCCCAGCGAAGUCUUAGAAUCCAAUUGGUUCAAGACAGACUCUGUGACUGAGCAGGGCAAACCUGUGGAGUACACUUGCCCAGAGAUGCCAGUGGCAGAUUUUGCCGUGCUUUCGAGUAUGUUCACUGCCACUGGGACGGGAGAGGGUCUCGUGCCGCGUGCCACCCCUGACACCGCGGGACGAUGGAGGGCGCCCCCAGCCGACAUCAGGUGA